AUGUCUGAUCCAAAAAGAAAGGACAACCCCACUCAGCCAUUCAGUGCUUUUGCCUUUGAAGCCCGUGCAGACCCUGACACCCUUUCACUCAGUGAUUCAGAUCCUGAAUUAUCAGAUGAAGCUGAUGUUGCGUAUAAUAGUGCAGAGGAAGAAGAUGAUUUAGAAGAUGCUGCUGAACCAGAUAGAGUAGAAAGGCCACCUGUAGUGCCUUUCACUUUAAAGGGAACCGAUGCUACUUUUUUUCAGCGUAGCCAAGGCAUCUUUGGAGCCCUGAAGGAAGUGCAAAUGCAUUUGCCUCCUGGGCAGAAAAUUGAGAGAGUCAAACAUCAGAGUAGCUCAUCGGAUGAUGAGGCAACCGAAACUCCCAAGCCAAAAAAGCCAUUAGAGAAAAGUCAGUCAAAGGAUAUCACAGAUUCUGAUUCACCAAAUGCUGGUAAAUCUGGUCAGGUGUCUCAGCAGUCAGGUGCAGUAGAUACAGCAAAGUCUGCUUCUACAAUGCCAGACUACUUGACACACCCAGAGCGCUGGACUAAAUACAGCCUGGAGCAAGUGCCAGAAUCAAGUGACCAUAUCAACCGUAAUGCUGCCCUGAGUUUCUUAGCAGAGUUAAAGCAGAAAAAGGAUGCUAAGACUGUGUCCCCUGAUCCAUGUUCUCUUCCUUUCAAUCAAGACUCUUCCAGCAGUGGAGGCGGAAGGAUUCUUUUCUCAAAGCCUCUAAAGGUUGCUCGGGGCAUUGGUGAGAAAAGCGAGUCACACUCACCACACCUGAGUGUUUCUGGAGGAUGGGAAGAAGAAGUGCAUGAGAAGAGUGAGGCAACAGCGGAUACGGCAGAAAGCUCCUCCUUGGGGUUUCAUGGAGUAAAAAAACGUAACCGAAAAAACAUCCGCACAAAAGCCAACUUAAGUGGAGAGGAGAACUCUGAGUGA
Molecule: messenger RNA, 927 nt
Organism: Pelobates cultripes (western spadefoot toad)
Lineage: Eukaryota; Metazoa; Chordata; Amphibia; Anura; Pelobatidae
Source: the annotation of a GenBank genome assembly